Messenger RNA from Cantharellus anzutake, 774 nucleotides. RefSeq lists its product as uncharacterized. The transcript has a single exon. Lineage: Eukaryota; Fungi; Basidiomycota; Agaricomycetes; Cantharellales; Hydnaceae. The record is from RefSeq and is a predicted model, not a curated record. The coding region runs from base 1 to 774 and encodes 257 amino acids.
AUGAGUCGCGAACUCAAAGCCAACGACAGUGCCCAGAUGCUACGAGGGCUCAUCUACAUCACACUCGUUAUGUCCAUUGCCUUAACCAUUCGCACUCUCAGCACAAUCCAUUCUCGUUCUUUUUCUGUCGGUGCUCUGCAACACCUCGACAUGCGCACAUCCAACAUUACCGCAACACCGUUAAGUGGAGCCCCUGAUCUGAUUCUUGGUUCCUAUAACGCUAUACGCGCUGAACUCGGUCUGAAAGCCGCACCGACUCUGACUAGAUGUAAUAUUGUCUCUUCUGCACACUCACCUCGCGAGGACAAACUGGGUUUCUCUUCGCGCGCGCUUAUCGCUCCCCUCUUGUCAUCCUCUUCGUCAAGCUCGAAAUUACCGCAUCAUCCAGCUAUUAUUCGCGUUCGAAAACGCUCGUUACUCUCUCUUGAAUCAUCACAGGCCAUUUCAACGCUCUCCCGCCGGUCCACUAAACUACGUUUCGCUCGGGGACUAUCUGGCACCCAGACUGAACCUAUCGAGGCUUCUUCUUCUUCUCCUGUUCCUCAUGGAGAAACUGAGAAACGAGUAUCCCUCCAAAAUAUCCUAUCUUCCUUCGAGCGAGCGUAUCGAACUGCGAAAGCCGCUGAAGCAAAGGCGGGCAAGAAACACUCAUCAGUGAGGCGGAAGAAAAUCGCCGGGAUGAAGCUAGCCGUUCUUGGUGGAUCAGGGUCAAAAAGAGUCAUCCCCGCGAGGGUGCCAAGAGCCGGAAGAGGGAAAGCGGGUCGAAAUGAUUAA